Capsicum annuum is the source of this 2908-nucleotide messenger RNA. RefSeq names its product E4 SUMO-protein ligase PIAL2. Gene Ontology annotation, molecular function: SUMO ligase activity; zinc ion binding. The transcript is spliced from 16 exons. The record is from RefSeq and is a predicted model, not a curated record. Gene Ontology annotation, biological process: protein sumoylation. Bases 92 to 2662 code for a protein of 856 amino acids. NCBI's taxonomy places the organism in Eukaryota, Viridiplantae, Streptophyta, Magnoliopsida, Solanales, Solanaceae.
AAAAAUGAUUGAAAAAAAAAAAAAAAACAGGAACUCGAAGUUGUAAAGGCGGCAAAUAAAUUGAAAGGACAAAAUCGGAAUUUUCACAAAAAUGGCCGGAGCGACGGCGAGCAUUAUUCCGGCGAACGGAGCUGCCGUCGGAGUUGAUAGAGGAGAUAAUAGAAAUAGCGCAUCGUACGUAAAUUCGUUUCGAAUUUCCGCCGUUGCUGAUCGAUUAGCAACGCAUGUAUUGAAUCAGUCCAACAUUGACCCGCAGGAGUUUGUUCAUCUUUGCCUCUCACUUGCGAGAGGUAUUGAUUUUGCCAUUGCAAACCAGGAGGUUCCAAAUAGAGCGCAAGAUUUACCUCCGCUGAUGAAGCAGGUAUGCAGAAUCACCUGUGAUACCUUACUGCAAGCGCAUGUCAUGGUCCUAAUGAUUUCUGUCAAGAAUGCUUGUCACAGUGGGUGGUUUACGGAGAAAGAUGCCGAGGAACUUUGUGAUCUUGCAAAUGAGAUUUCCAGCAUCUUCUGCAGCACAUUAGAUUUUAAAACUGAACCAAGCAGUUCUUUGACAAUUAUUUCAACGAUAAUGUCAAGGUUUUAUCCACGGAUGAAAAUGGGCCAGAUAAUUUCCUUUGUGGAGGCCAAGCCUGGAUUUGGUGCCUAUGUGAAUGAUUUCCAGAUAACGAAGAAUAUGAACCUUUCUGAAGGAGAGAAAGUAAGAUUAUUUGUUGCGCAAAUAGAUAAUCUGGAGACCUCAUUAUGUCUUGUAACGCCUCCUCAAGUGAACUUUCUUCUAAAUGGGACUCCUGUCGGAAGGAGGACUAUUGUGUCAAUGGACCUUGGACCUCAGCUUCCAUCUCCUGUACCUCAUAUGCUUAAAUUUGGAACAAAUCUUCUUCAAGCUGUGGGCCAAUUUAAUGGAAAUUAUAUCAUAGCUGUUGCCUUCAUGAGCGAGACUUCUACCCCUGUUCAGGCCACACUCCCUGAUUACGAGCAGGUUCCUGUUUCUUCUGUUGAUCCAGAUUCUGAGAUUAUUGAGGGCCCAUCAAGAAUUUCUCUGAAUUGCCCCAUAAGCUUCAGACGUAUUAAAACUCCAGUAAAAGGACAUUCUUGCAAACAUCUUCAGUGUUUCGAUUUUGACAACUAUACUGACAUAAAUUCAAGGAGACCAUCGUGGCGUUGUCCUCAUUGUAAUCAGCAUGUGUGUUUCACUGAUAUUCGUAUUGAUCAAGAUAUGGUCAAGAUUUUGAAAGAGGUGAGUGAGGAUGUCACCGAUGUCGUGAUCUCCUCAGAUGGUUCAUGGAAGGCAGUCAUGGAAAGUGAUGACCGUACUGAAAAACCCAGGGAUAAAACCCCCGACAUUGCUCAAGAUAGUCCACAUCGUGGUUCUGAUGGUCCUUCAAAUGCUCCCAGUGAUGUUUUAGAUCUCACUGAGAUGGAUGAUGAAAUGUAUCCCGUCACUACUGCUGAAACCGAAGACAGAAAAAAUUUCCCAGCUAUUUCACAAAUUCAAUCUAACGUUCAGAGCACAACAGUUGUGAAUAAUCCAAGUGAACUCAAUCAAACAGGUCCUGGUAUGACGGAUGAUUUCUGGUCAAGACUCUAUUUGUCCAGUUUGCAAACUGGCAGUGCUUCUGAGCCUGCAAGAAUCAACUUGUUGCAAUUGCCUGUCUUUACAGAUGCAAUACCUCCCACUUCCAUCAUUCCAACUGCUGUACUUGAGAACGAACUGGCUGCUUCCAAUAUGCUGCAGUUACAGCAAUUCCAAUUUGGGAACUCUGCAAUCAGCAAUGAAUAUGGAAGGUUUGCAUCUUCAGGCAGGCAGGCAAACAGAACUCCUAUUGCAGUUCAGGCCCUACCAGCCCAGAUGAACCCUCCUGUUUCUCAUCAGAGACAACAAAGCGCAAUGAAUCCCUUGCUUCAUGCUGGUCCUUCAGUAACUACUCGGGAUUUGCCUUCUGUGUUGGAUGGUUCCAAUCUAAAUUCCUUUGCCGACUUGGACCUACUUCAGGCACACAUGACCUCGUCAGCAUUACCACAGAGGGUGAGCUCACAGCGUCCUCUUCCUCAUCUUCAACCGUCUCCACAUGUUGUUGGCCGACAACAUCCGAACACGAGAACGCCCUCUUCAAUGAGUCAGCCUCAAGGUCUGACCCAAUCAGCUGCUGCUUGGGAUAGAUGGGAAGCCAUGAAGCAAGGAAGUUCACAAGCUGGUGUUUCUCGGGCACAUCCUGUUGGACAAAACGCACGAGUUGUUGCUACUCAGCAAACCACACAGGUGGUGAGACCUGUUCAACCUCCUAGAACUGCGUCUCCAGUCUCAGGUAGUGCUGACCGGUUCAGGACACCAUUAGUGCCGGACCAUAGGGGAAGUAUGGGAGGCACACCAACAGAGAGUCCCGUGGAUCCCCAGCUAGAUCCAAACUGGCGUCCUACUGGCCGUAUGCGUGGCAGCCUUUCAGGACGAGCUUAUUCUGAAGCACUGCAAACGUUGAUAGUUCAGCCAACACAGCAAGCCCAAGCUGCAAGACCCUCUAUUCCACCGAAUCUUUCACCCCAACUACAAGUCCUUUUGGCUAAUCGAGGCGCUCAUAGUACCCAGCCAGUGAAUCUUUCAUCUACAGCUCCCACCAAUGCAUCAUCAGGCGUUUUACAUGAUCAUUCCUCAGGAAUGCCGUAGAACUUGGACAUGUUGUAGGUGACUCUGUAUUUAACGCGACAAGUUUUGCUCCUACCAGGGUCGUAGUACUGGUAGACAGGUAAAACGUCAGCGCAUUUCCUAUGUAAAUUCCAAGCUUAAGUGUUUCCCAGCUUCUAGUUCUCUCAGUAUAGUUCGAUUUUACUGUUAUGGUAAGUUCAGUUACUUCAAUGUGAUGGGAACUACUCUGAUUUUGCUAUAGGUAAAGCUUAAUGACCGUGUGUGAAA